Exophiala spinifera is the source of this 930-nucleotide messenger RNA. RefSeq lists its product as uncharacterized. The record is from RefSeq and is a predicted model, not a curated record. Bases 1 to 930 code for a protein of 309 amino acids. The transcript has 5 exons. Lineage: Eukaryota; Fungi; Ascomycota; Eurotiomycetes; Chaetothyriales; Herpotrichiellaceae.
AUGGCGAAGAGAAUACUGGUCACUGGGGCCACUGGAAACCAAGGCGGUUCUGUCGCAAAACUACUUAUCAAGCACCCAGACCAAUAUGUCGUCCGCGCCCUGACGCGGCACCCCAGCUCACCAGCAGCAAGAAGCCUCUCCGACGCCGGUGCAGAAGUGGUGAAGGGCGACUUAACAGAUCCAUCGACUUUACCUGCGGCGUUUAAUGGGUGCUGGGGUGCAUUUGUGGUCACCAACUUUUAUGAUUCUAGCAUCCAGGAUGAUCCAGCCAGUGAGGAAGAGCAAGGUAAGAAUGCCGCCAAAGCCGCUCUCGCCGCUGGGGUUCAAUGCUUUGUGUGGAGCACCCUCCCUAGCUCGUUGGAAAUAUCUGGCGGCCAAGUCUGCUGUGAGAUCUACGAAGGCAAACACCGCGUGGACGGAUUCAUCCGGAGCAUUGGCCUUCCUGCUGCUUUUGUCUACACGGGCAAUUUUUACGAGAACAUGAUUUUGAGAGGACAUGUCAAGAAGAGCCAGGACGGUAAAGGCCUCGAAUUCAGGCAGCCCAUUAUAGCAGAAAAUACGAGAUUGCACAUGCUAUGGGUUCAACGAGACCUAUCCGCUGUCGUCAAGGCCAUCUUGGACCAUUGGGAGACCAAGAAAGCGGCCUUGUUACACCAGCAUCUCUACGCUAUGGACGCGAUACACACCCCUAGCGAAGUUUGCGCGACCAUCGAAAGAGUGGCUGGAGUUCCCACGAAAUAUGUCAUUCUCCCCAAGACAGGUAACGAGUCCCGUGAUAUCAUGUUCAAUUUGUACAACAAGACCGGCACGUAUCCUGGUGUAACACUGCCUGACCCAAAAGUCCUCGGCCUCGGGGUCAAGCUGCACAGCCUCGAGCAGUUUCUGCUGGAAGAUUUGGUGCCCUAUCUCAAGACAACGGGCGAUUUGUAA